CUCUUGAACCAGGUGCUGUCGCUGUUGAUGCUGGUAUGCCAUUCUGCUGCUCUUUAUUCAGAUGAGACCCAUCUGGGCAGCAGUUUCUUGCCUGACUAUGAAUCUGACCAUGAGGAUGUUGUUGACUCUUCACAAGAUGCAAGGCUGCAUGUUUUCACAUUUGAUUAUGCUUACGUGCAAAUUCCUUGUGAAGUUACUCUUUGGAUACUCCUUGCCUCUCUUGCAAAAAUAGGUUUCCAUCUCUAUCACCGAUUACCAAAACUCAUGCCUGAAAGUUGUGUCCUGAUUGUCAUUGGAGCASUAGUUGGAGCGAUCAUUUUUGUCACCGAUCAUAAAUCCCCCCCAGUGAUGAACACGAGCAUUUACUUCCUGUAUCUCCUUCCACCUAUUGUUCUGGAGGAGGGUUAUUUCAUGCCAACUCGCCCGUUUUUUGAAAACCUUGCAUCCAUUUUAUGGUGGUCUGUGCUGGGCUCUCUCCUGAACUCCUUUGGGAUUGGCCUCUCCCUCUAUGGAAUCUGCCAGAUAGAAGCCUUUGGCCUGACCGACCUCAACCUGCUGCAGAACUUACUCUUCGGCAGCAUGAUCUCAGCUGUUGAUCCCGUGGCAGCUCUGGAAGUUUUUGAAGAGGCCUCAGUUAAUGAGCAACUUCAUAUGAUGAUUUUUGGAGAGUCAUUGCUAAAUGAUGGCAUAACUGUGGUGUUAUACAACAUCUUCAUCGCCUUCACUCAGAUGCACAGAUAUGAAGAGAUUGAAUCCAUCGAUAUUCUUGCUGGCUUUGCUCGGUUCUUUGUGGUUGGGCUCGGUGGUGUGUUCUUUGGCAUUGUCUUCGGAUUUGUUUCAGCGUUCAUGACUCGGUUCACCCACAACAUUUCUGCUAUCGAACCCCUGCUAGUCUUCAUGUUCAGCUAUCUAUCAUACCUGUCUGCUGAAAUCCUUUACAUCUCAGGCAUUUUGGCGAUGACAGCAUGUGCAGUGACUAUGAAAAAAUAUGUGGAGGAAAAUGUUUCCCAGAAUUCCUACACAACAAUAAAAUAUUUCAUGAAGAUGCUAAGUAGCGUCAGCGAGACAAUGAUUUUCAUGUUCAUGGGAGUGUCAACAGUUGGGAAGAACCACGAGUGGAACUGGGCCUUCAUUUGCUUCACCUUGCUUUUCUGCCUCAUUUGGCGGGCACUGAGUGUAUUUGCUCUCUUCUACAUCAGUAACAAAUUCCGAACAUAUCCCUUCACCUUCAAAGACCAGCUCAUUAUUUCCUACAGCGGCCUUCGGGGAGCCAGUAGCUUCUCUCUUGCAUUCCUGCUUCCAGUGCAUCUCUUCCCUAGAAAAAACUUGUUCAUUACCUCUACUCUGGUAGUUACAUACUUUACUGUGUUCCUCCAGGGAAUCACAAUUGGUCCACUGGUCAGAUAUCUAGAUGUUAGAAAGACCAACAAAAAGGAGUCCAUCAAUGAAGAAAUUCAUGUGCGACUGAUGGAUCACUUGAAGGCUGGUAUUGAAGACAUAUGUGGACACUGGAGUCACUAUCAACUGAGAGAUAAAUUUAAGAAGUUUGACAAUAGGUAUCUGAAGAAAAUCCUAAUUCGGGAACAUCUGCCCAAAUCCAGCAUUGUGUCAUUGUACAAAAAGUUGGAGAUAAAAAUGGCCAUUGAGAUGGCUGAGAGUGGCAUGAUAAGUUCAAUAAGUUCAACAACACCCUCAACUUCUUCACAGAGUGGCAGAAACCAGCACACUCACUGGCUCUCACGCACAGAGGUGCUGUCCAUGAGGGAUGUCCUGGCACAUAAUCUCUACCAAGUGCGACAGAGGGCACCAUCAUAUAGCCGGCACAACCUGUCUAYGGACACAAGUGAGAAACAAGCUCAAGAAAUCCUCAUCCGUCGGCAGCAUAGCCUGAGGCAGAGUUGCAGGAAAGGAAACAGCCUGCCUUGGGGUAGACCGGCUGGCACGGAGGCUGUACGCUACCUUUCGCUGCCACAUGGCUCCCGUCAGCCUGCCAGGCGAAAACCCAGGCGUGUGACUUUUAGAGAUUAUYGUAGUGGGGACUCUGAUUGCAUGCUCCCAGCAACAUUCAAACCCCAGCCCCRUCUACGACCCCUUGAAGUGAAGUACCGCCAGGAAGAGCUUAUUCCAAUGGCACGGUUAGAUAGACUUGCCGGUUCCUCCAAUCUGUCAGGUCGACGAGGAAAAUCAAUCACCAGAGUAGACACUCUAAAGCCAAAACCUCGAUUCACUUUGGGGGAAGUAAAAGAGUAUGAGUCAGAAGAAGAGACAGAAAUAAUGGCACCAGCCAGGCCAUUAGACAUAUGA
This is a messenger RNA of Nothoprocta perdicaria, 2304 nucleotides long. RefSeq names its product solute carrier family 9 member A4 (gene SLC9A4). Lineage: Eukaryota; Metazoa; Chordata; Aves; Tinamiformes; Tinamidae. Gene Ontology annotation, molecular function: sodium:proton antiporter activity. The record is from RefSeq and is a predicted model, not a curated record. The transcript has 12 exons. Gene Ontology annotation, cellular component: membrane. The coding region runs from base 28 to 2304 and encodes 758 amino acids. Gene Ontology annotation, biological process: regulation of pH; sodium ion transport; proton transmembrane transport.